Molecule: messenger RNA, 414 nt
Organism: Podarcis lilfordi (Lilford's wall lizard)
Lineage: Eukaryota; Metazoa; Chordata; Lepidosauria; Squamata; Lacertidae
Source: the annotation of a GenBank genome assembly
AUGGAACAGGUUCAGACCGGUUGGAACCGGUCCAAGCUGGUUGGAACCGGUCUAGACUGGUUGGAACCGGUUGAAGCCGGUUUGAAGCUGUCCAAGCUGAUUGGAACCGGUCUAGACCGGUUGGAACUGGUUGAAGCCGGUUGGAACCAGUCCAAGCUGGAUGGUACCGGUAUAGAUCGGUUGGAACCGGUCCAAGCUGGUUGGAAUCAGUCUAGACCGGUUGGAACCUAUUCAGACCAGUUGGAACCGGUUGAAGCCGGUUUGAAGCUGUCUAAUCUGGUGGGAACCGGUCUAGACCGGUUCGAACCUGUUGAAGCCAGUUGGAACUGGUCCAAGCUAGCUGGAACUGGUCUAGACCGGUUGGAACUGGUCCAAGCUGGUUGGAACCGGUCUAGACUGGUUGGAAUCGGUUGA